GAGAGAGGUUGUAUCUUGGUCUGUCUCCUCCCUUUUCCUUGUGAUUUUCAGUCCUGUGACAUCCACAUUGUGAUAGGCUUCCUUCCCUCCCCUCUGGCUGAGCUGCAGCCUCUGCAGUCAUGGCUGCUGAUGGGAUUGAUGAACGCUCUCCCCUGAUCUCACCCAAUUCUGGCAAUGUUACCCCCACCGCGCCCCCCUACAUCCAGGAGAGCAGCCUGCGAGCUGAAUUACCGCCUCCAUACACGGCUAUUGCCAGCCCAGAUGCCAGUGGAGUUCCUGUUAUAAACUGCCGGGUGUGCCAGUCUCUUAUUAAUUUGGAUGGCAAGCUGCAUCAGCAUGUUGUAAAGUGUACUGUCUGCAAUGAGGCUACGCCAAUCAAAACGCCUCCUUCAGGAAAGAAAUAUGUCCGGUGUCCAUGUAACUGCCUUCUCAUAUGUAAAGAUUCAUCUCGGAGGAUAGGAUGUCCAAGACCUAACUGUAGACGUAUUAUUAAUCUUGGUCCAGUAAUGCUGAUUCCAGAAGAACAGCCAGCUCAACCUGCACUUCCAGUUCAACCAGAAGGUACCAGGGUUGUUUGUGGCCAUUGUGGAAAUACAUUUCUGUGGAUGGAGUUGAGAUUUAAUACUUUGGCUAAGUGUCCACACUGCAAAAAAAUAUCCUCUGUUGGAAGCGCUCUCCCACGCAGACGCUGCUGUGCGUACAUCACUAUGGGAAUGAUAUGUAUCUUUAUUGGGGUUGGUUUAACUGUUGGAACCCAGGAUUUUGCCCGACGUUUCCAUGCUACAUACGUGUCUUGGGCGGUCUCUUAUCUUUUAGGAUUAGUAUGUCUAAUUCGGGCUUGCUACUGGGGAGCCAUUAAAGUUAGUUAUCCAGAACACAGCUUUGCAUAGACUUACCUGUAAUGGAUGUAGUAAGUUAUGAGAUCUUUUGGGGGGUGGAGGGGAGUUUAUUUACUAAAUGGUCCAACAGAGUUGUAAACUACAGGCCAAAAUGGUGCGAAAGUCAUCAGAGUUGGUAUUUUUUCUCCACUUCUGCUAUUGGCGUGAAUUCCGUAAUUCAAAUCGCAACCAGUCAGUAUUUCGUAAAUACGCCCCCUUGUCUAACCCCAUACACGGUUCGAUUUAAAUCAGGACUGGAAGAUGCAGGCUUCUCCAGCCCUGCAGAGCUUACACCUCUGUCUUUAAGAGUUCCUCUCCUUUUCCGGUAGGCAUUAAGACUGAGUGAAGGAUACUGUUUUGAUAUUAGCCAGUCAUGCUUGAAAAAAAAAAAAAAGUACUCAUUGCACUACAUUAUAUGCAAAUAGUUUUUGUUUUUGCUGCUAUCUAUCAAAGCUCUGAAUAUAUAAGCUAUGUUUACAUGUUCAGGCAUCUGUUCUGUGUAUUGUUGAAUAAUUCCAUCGUGAUCCAUUUCACAUUAUUUUUUCCCUUUAUUUUAUCUUCCAUCUGUGCCAUUCUGUGGGUGUUAUGUAACUAUCAAUAAGUCUUCAUAUAUAUGUCUUUUCUACAGUAGCUAAAGAAUUUUGUAUUUAAGUUCUAUUUAUUCUAGCGGCUUGCUUUUAAGGUGCAAUUUAAUUGUCUUGGCUUCUUGGUGCUUCUCUGUUGGUUACAUACUCACGUUUAAUUUGUUAAAUUAUAAGCAUCUUGUUUUUAUUUGGAUGCUAUCGUAAUCAACUUUUUGUCUCUCUUCCACACUCAAAUUGCUCUAACCAACGGAAGCUCAAGUCAAUGGUACUCUUUUCCACAAUGUAGAAAACAAAUGGGAUCCUCAGCUUAAUGACAGACAGGACUUGAGCAGUGUUAUUCACCAACGUGAGAAUUUGUGAUUUUCAAAUUUAAGGUCAAAGUAGCCGAACAGGUAAAACAAAGCCCUCUUACUUUCAGUUAGGCUAGUCUGGCCUUAAAUUUAAAAUUUACUUUGAAUUCUCACUUUAGUAAAUACCGCUGUUAGAGGAUAAAAAGUCGGCUUCAUUGCAAUAUAUUUUUUGGAAAUUAUUUAUGAUUUACUUAAGUCAAAGUUCUAAUUUCCCAGAAACAUCAAAAUGUCAAAGUAGAUUGAUUGCACCAUGAAGCGUUGAGCAAUAAAUAUUUGCUUAAAAUGCAUCACCGUGUUUUCCCUAAAACCAUAGAUAGAACCCCUAUCAGGACAUGUUAUAAACAAUUGUACUUUUCUGUAUGAACCCUUUCUAUUAAGCAGUCUAAAAUGUCUAGCAGUACUUCCAUCAGGGUGAAAGGAAGCCACAUACACAUGUAGGGCCCUAACAAUAAGAUUACUGUAUGCAUAUAAAUUAAAAAUUACAGCUGUUUUUUCUUUUUUUUUUAUUAUCUCUGCAACAGAGAAUUACUUGGCUCAAGGAUGUCUUUUCUACCAGUAUUAAAAGCCAUUGUUCUAUGAUACGUGGAAUGUACUGAUUACGAUUUGUAUAAUUUCCUAAUGAGGAUUGGGGGUUAUGGGCAUGGGGGGUGGGAGGGCAGGAGAGGGAGAAUUAGGGACAAUGUUUUUUGUCAUUUUAUGUACUGAUGUUUAGGAUUUUUUUGUAUGUUUUUUUUGUUUUGUUUGUUUUUUGUACUGUUCUAGGGAUGUGGGUAGGAAUAAUUAAACAGAUCCAUUCAAAUUACACAUUUAAAGUACUUCUGAUUUCUUAAUUCGCUGUAAAAACAGAGUUUAAAAAUAUUACAACAAUAUCAUGUAGAUAAUGUGCUGAGUCCUCCUGUCUCAUUGUUCAAACGCCCUUACUAAGCUUAUGCAAAUUUAGAUUUCUGGAUGGUAGAGCCCUAUUCUAUAUGUGGUUGUUGAACUAAUUCAGCUAAAUGGAAAAAUGUGUGGAUAGCAAACUAAUUCUUAGUGAGAACAUAUUGGGUAAUAUUUUAUCUCGAUGCCAGAGCACAAUAAUUGUAUUCCCCAAAUCCCAUUACCUCUUUGUAUGAUAAAUGUACAUUAUUACUAUUAGCUCGUUCAGGACUUAUUGUAUCUUUUAAAAUAUUACUAAUAAAGAUUAUUAUACAAAUCCAA
Pelobates fuscus (common spadefoot toad) is the source of this 3009-nucleotide messenger RNA. It is a transcript of the gene PIP4P2, whose product is annotated as phosphatidylinositol-4,5-bisphosphate 4-phosphatase 2. The coding region runs from base 120 to 890 and encodes 256 amino acids. Lineage: Eukaryota; Metazoa; Chordata; Amphibia; Anura; Pelobatidae. The transcript is spliced from 7 exons. Gene Ontology annotation, cellular component: late endosome membrane; phagocytic vesicle membrane; lysosomal membrane. Gene Ontology annotation, biological process: phosphatidylinositol dephosphorylation. The record is from RefSeq and is a predicted model, not a curated record. Gene Ontology annotation, molecular function: phosphatidylinositol-4,5-bisphosphate 4-phosphatase activity.